AUGAAUGAAGGAAUUUAUCUUAACAAAGACUCGCUGGCCAGCUGUAUUCUGAUUGGCAUCUUUAUGUUGGUUGGUAUAAUAGGCAAUACGUUGAUGUUAAGGUCAUUAAUAAAAUACAAACAGCUUCGUAUUGAUAUUUAUGUAGUGUUUGGCGGGUUGGCAUUGGCAGAUAUCAUUAAUUUGGCUUUUGCUGGGCCUUCUAGAAUUAUAUACACUAUUCAAGCAACUGACGUGACGACAAAUGCUUGGUGUAAAAUAAGCCAGUAUUUGUCGAGUUCGACUGGUUAUGUGGCUUCCUAUCAUAUUGUGAUUUUAUCCGUAUUGCGUGGAAUAGUGUUAACAAACCGUGGACAUCCACCACCGACACCAAAGCAUGCAUUUAUAAGCAGUUCAGUUUGUUGGACGAUAGCCUCUCUUGCAUCUAUACCAUUUUUCUUUAUCUAUGAAAAAGACCCUAAGUAUACCGUGUGUACUUAUACCGAUUCAACUAGUCUUAGUACCACAUUGUGGCUGGAAGCUGGUUUUAUUCUCUUCCUACCACUAAUGUUUAUUUUGUGUCUUUAUGGGAUUACUUACUCUGUUGGUAAGCGGUACUUUGCAGACAGUUAUUCAGGACAUGCACGAAGAACAUCAAGGCUUAUCAAUGCAAUUGUAAUUUCUUUUGUGGUUUGCCAGCUUCCCUACCAAGUGUUAAGUAUCCACUUAUUUUACGUUCACAAGGGAAUGGCGGAACGAGCAUAUAAUAUUCAAGAUGAAGAUUAUCUUCAUACUUUAUUCACUGUAUCGGACUAUAUGUAUUGUAUGGUAUUAUUAGGAAAGUGUUUAAGACCAGUGUUAUAUUCUAAGUUAGCUGAUGAUUUAGGUGAGAGUUUUGACGAGGUAAUAAACUGUACAAUUUGUGGUAAAUAUUAUCAUACCGGUGCUGCAGUGAAACGUACUAGAACCAGAACCCGGAAUGCGAGUUCGAACUCCCAGGCUCCAUUAACUAGUCGUGAACAACCAACAGAAGAAAUUGACUUACAAUGCGAGGCAAUUUAAUACUGGCUUUUUUGGACGUUUGCGGGCAUUAACAUGUUGUGCUUGUGGACCUAGACAUGGCAAUUGUCAAAUAUGUGCCAUAAACGUUGCUGUUAUGAGCUACUUUAUUUCAUUGUGUUCAAUCUUAUAUCCCAACUUUCUUAUAUUCAAAAAAUAAAAGCUUUAAUACAAGGCUUGGAAUUAUAUAUUUAUACGAAACGUGAAAUUGCCUUAUGAUCUUCCAUCUUUGGUCUUAUUCUCAAGGACUAUUAUGCGUGUCUUAUAUGAUAAUUUAACUCACACAAGUUUUUAUACCGAUUCUUCAAAAAAAGUAUGAUUCUAUUUAGUGUUUAUGGAUGCAUUGUCAAUCUGUUUUUUACACUGCACCUGUGAACGAGAUCAACGUCACCAACUCGAGGAAGUUAGUGUUAACGUAAACCGUUUAUUAUGACGCCUUAAAAGUUGAUUUGCUCAAUAUAUAUUUUCAUUUGGUACUUG
Messenger RNA from Lottia gigantea (owl limpet), 1515 nucleotides. RefSeq lists its product as hypothetical. The record is from RefSeq and is a predicted model, not a curated record. Gene Ontology annotation, molecular function: G protein-coupled peptide receptor activity. The coding region runs from base 1 to 1038 and encodes 345 amino acids. Lineage: Eukaryota; Metazoa; Mollusca; Gastropoda; Lottiidae. Gene Ontology annotation, cellular component: membrane. Gene Ontology annotation, biological process: neuropeptide signaling pathway. The transcript has a single exon.